Molecule: messenger RNA, 1417 nt
Organism: Durusdinium trenchii
Lineage: Eukaryota; Dinophyceae; Suessiales; Symbiodiniaceae
Source: the annotation of a GenBank genome assembly
CGUGUUUAGUCCUUGCAACCCUCGCUGACCUCACGGGUCGCACCGGGCCAUGGAUGUGGUACAUCGUCCCAGCGGAGUGCGGCCAUUGACAUGGCGGAGCGAGCUGGCGAUCAUUUUAGAGGCGCUGGUGGCCAUUGGCAGUGUGCCCAUGCUGCCAAUGCUGCUGAUGUACCUCUUUUGGAAGGCCUGCCGCAGCAAGCCGGAGGAGCGUUCGACCAGAUGGCGACACUUUGGGGGGUUGCUGGCGUUGUAUCUUUUCUUGAUGUUCAUCCCAACGAUCCCCAGGCCUUGGGUCAUGGGAAGCGCCUUCUUCCGCUGGUGGUUGGACUACUUCUCCGUGGGCCUCGUGUACCAGGCUGGGAGGCCAUUGCCUCCCAAGCAAUACAUCUACCUCUUCAUGCCCCACGGCCUCUACCCCUUCAGUGGGGCCUGUGCCAGCAUCGCCGGCAUGCGUGACCUGUUUCCGCGCAUGCGCAUCGCCGCGGCCUGGGUCUCCUUCCGAGUCCCGGUCAUUCGGCAACUGAUGGGCUGGAUCAACACCAUCCCGGCAGAUGCUACCUCCAUCCAGAAGGCAUUGAACGGUGGCGAUUCCAUCGGCCUGUUCCCAGGUGGCGUUGCUGAGAUGGUGCGUACAGAUAGCACGAAGGAGAAUUUGCUGCUGCGGUCACGCAAAGGCUUCGUGCGGAUCGCCAUGCAACAGAAGGUGCCCAUCGUCCCAGUUUAUGUGUUUGGCCAGUCGGUGCUUUGGAGCCAGGUGCCCUUGCCGCGGUGGGUAGAACGGUUGAGCCGCUGGAUUCAGGCCAGCAUCAUCCUGCCCUAUGGCCGCUUUGGAUCGCUGGUGCCACAGAAGAAGCAACUGCUUUAUGCCGUGGGGAACCCCAUUGAGCCUGGUGACAACAUCAAUACAACACACGAUGCCGUCGUCGCAGCAGUGCAGACGCUUUAUGACACCUACAAGGGCCUCUACGGUUGGCAACACCGCCCGCUGCAGAUGGACUGACAUUGACUGACUUGCUGGGCCAGAGAAAGGCCCGUGAACACUCGCUGGCCCAUUAUGGCAGAGGUGAGUUCAGGGCGCGUUUGGCGUCCGUAAACGGCCCAAAGAGGCGAACGAAGAUGCGUGCAAAGCGCGCGUGCCUGCACUCUGGCUUGGAUCUCACUAUAAGGCAACAGCAGGCAGAAUCAUCAGCCUCCACAUCCACACUAGAUGCACUGGAGGGAGUUGCAAAGGUCAGCCCCUCCGUCGACGGCUCCCACCCCUUCCGAUGGCUUUGUGUGCGUAGAGACCUCACAAUAUCCUGUAUGUUUAAUACGCUCAAGAAACACCUCCUAUUGGCUGCCUAUGGCCGAAGAGCCCAAGAGCUGGGUGGUCGCAAUUGUGCGAAAGGUGGGACGUCCCAACUGCCCGCCACGCUCG